Molecule: messenger RNA, 1580 nt
Organism: Gilbertella persicaria
Lineage: Eukaryota; Fungi; Mucoromycota; Mucoromycetes; Mucorales; Choanephoraceae
Product: beta-lactamase/transpeptidase-like protein
Exons: 3
Coding region: 66-1088 (340 amino acids)
Source: RefSeq, a predicted model, not a curated record
GUGUAUUUAUAUCAAAAUAAAGAUCAAUCCUCUCUUUAUUUCUAUUUCUUUUUCUCUAAUGCAUCAUGCCAACGUUACUACAAGCUGCUAGUUUAGUCAUACCAUUGCUCUCUUACGUAUCAUAUCAGUAUGCCAAUAAGGGCCCUUAUUUAAGCACAGCCUGUUUCUUGAUCAAUUAUGGAUGUCCUACUGACUUCCCUAUUCAUGGUUUUGCAGAGGAGCCAUACAAAGAGGCUUAUGACAUCUUUAUUGACAAUUUCAAACGAGGACUCGAAGUUGGAGCAGGCCUUUCUGUAUAUGUAGAUGGCCAUCCUGUGAUUAAUAUCCAAGCAGGUUGGCAAGACUUGGAAAAGAAGAUUGAAUAUACCAACAAUACACUACAAAUGGUGUUCUCGAGUACAAAGGCAUUAGAUGCAAUACUUAUUGCGCAACUGGUAGAUCAAGGACUUUUGUCUUACGAUGAAAAGAUCUCAACUUAUUGGCCUGAAUUUGCUCAGGGCAACAAAGAAAAUGUUACUGUUUCAGAUCUAAUGCGUCACACAGCAGGUGUUGGAGCCUUGGAUCAACCCCUUUCACUUGUCAAUGUCACAGAUCCUGUUGUUUUUGCUAAUAUCUUGGCCAGUCAAUCCCACAAUUUUGAUGGUGAGCCCAAACAUGCUUACCAUGCCAUCACUCAAGGAUGGUAUCAAAACGAGAUUGUACGCCGUGUUACAGGUGGGAAAACCUUAGAUGACCUUGCACAUACAUUCAAGGACACAUAUGGCUCUGAAUGGUACAUGAAACCCGACGUAACAGAAGGCUUGGAUAUCAAUCGCAUAUCGCCUUUCUAUGAACAAUCGACGUUACGCCAAUUCCUUCCUUUGUUCAAGACUUAUUUGAAUCCAUUUGCAGACAGUACAUUUCUUCAGGGUCUGUUUGACAAGAACAGCUUGGUAUCAAAGACAGUUAUAAAUCCUACUAUUGAUCAAACACGCGGAGUCAUAAACAACCGAGAUCCUGUUCAUCGAGCAAUUGAGGCUCCUUCUUAUUCUGGUCAUACCAAUGCAGAAUCUGUAUGUAUAGUCUUUAGAGAGAUACGAGAGACUUAACGUUUGUGCGACUAUAGAUUGCCAAGUUGGCAGCCAUGAUGGCUAACGAAGGUAAAGCCAUUGUUGAAGGAGAACCUGAUUUGAUGUCGGAAAAGACAUUUAAAGAAGCAACAAGCUAUAUUGCUUCCGAAACUGACACAAUCCUUCCUCAUUUCUCUUUUUACAACCUAAAAGGUGGGUUUAUGGUCCUCCCCAACAAGAUUCAUUUCGAUAUUUCAGAUGAAGAAAACAAUUUCGAAGGUGGUGUCGGUUCUGGUGGUUCUGUAUUUAUUUACAACAGAAAAUACAAGAUUGGUCUUGGUUAUGUUACUAAUGGCUAUACAGGCGGCUCUGGUCCUGAUAAAAGAACUUCACGUAUUGUAAAAGUCAUUUUUGAGCAAGUUAAAAAGCAAAAAGAACAUGUAGAAAAAAAGCUGUAAUUUAAACAAUAAAGCAUGAAUAAGAACUGUGUUUUUGAUAAAUUGAUAAGAACAACAGCAAUAAAAAAAAUGA